AUGUCGUCUUCAACUGAAAAUACUCAUUGUCCUGGUAUUGAUUACCUUAUAAUUAUUAAUCUUGAAGCUACGAUCUCUGAAGAAAUAUCACAAUCUACUAUACAAGUAACGAAGGCCUCACAGUCACAACGUAAAAGUUUUUGUAAGGAAACGGCAGAAAUUAUUGAAUUUGCAUGGGCAAUAGUAGAUACAAAAAAUUUUGAAGUGGUAUACCAACAUUCACAAUAUGUAAAACCUAAAGUUACUCUAUUAACAACCUUUUGCACCACUCUUACAAACAUAACUUGGGAUCAACUUGAAUUCGCUGGAAAUUUAAAGGAUGCAAUUGAUGCGUUAGACGAUUAUAUUCAGAACAAAAUACUUGCUGAAAAUAAAACCUUUUGUUUUUGUACACAUGGAGCUUGGGAUUUAAGGAUCCAAUUACCAAGAGAAGCAAAAGAUAAAGAAAUCGAACUGUCAAGUUAUUUAACACAUUGUAGAAUGUUUGAUUUAAAGCAAGAAUAUCAAAGAUGGCACGUUCAUCAUCCAGAUAUGACGCUAAAAACUCUUUCAUUGCAAGAAAUGAGUUCAACUUUUGAUUUAAUAAUAGUGGAAAUUCAUGAAUCAGGAUUGAAUGAUGUUUUAACCAUGGUCAACGUUGUCAGAUAUUUUUGUUCUUUUGGUCAUCAUGAUGUUUUCGUUAAUCCAAUAGAUACAAGUGCAGACUUGAAUCAGUUUAAAAAAGAACAGUCUAAAGUAAUCCAUUUAGCAGGCUUACCACACGAUGUUACACAACCUGAAUUAGAAGCAUGGUUUUCGGGUCAAGGUGUAAGACCUACAACAUUGUCGAUGAUUAAACCACCUGAUAAUCAAAAAUCAAGUGGAAUUGGGUUUGCAAUUUUCGCUACUCAUGAAGAUUCUAUGGCUUGUUUGGAUAUGAAUGGUAGAACGUUAGGUGAUCGAGUUAUAGAAGUUAGUCCAAGUAGCGAAAGAAUAAUCGAAGCUGCUGGAUCAAUGUUAUCACCGUUUCAGAUGAUAAAAAAUCAUGUUCGUCCAGGUGAUUGGAUAUGUUCAAUAUGUCAAUUUCAUAAUUUUUCUUCAAGGAGAACAUGUUUCAAGUGCAAUACCAUCAAUCCGAAUCCUCUUCCCGUGGUGCAACAAGUACCACAUAAUUUUACACAAGGCGAUUGGAUGUGUCCAAAUUUACCAUGCAGUUUUCAUAACUAUGCAUCACGCACUCAAUGUUUAAGAUGUGGAACCUAUAAACCUAGUGGUAAUGGUAUAUCUUUUAGACCAGGCGAUUGGAUUUGCCCAAAUCCAAAUUGUAUUUUUCAGAAUUUUGCAUCAAGAACUCAAUGCAUGAGAUGUGGAACAUCAAAUCAUUCAGGUUAUGAUACAUAUGGGAAUUUAACGUCAUCAAUAAUAGAACAACAACAGGGAGGUGGUUUAUAUGGUACAACUAAUGUUAUGGGCGAUUGGUAUUGUCCAUCUUGCAACUCACACAACUUUGCAUCACGUUUUCAGUGUAUUCGUUGUAGUUUACCUAAACCACCUAAUGCUAUAAAUAACAUUGCAUCAAUAGUUAAUAUGAAACCUGGAGAUUGGUUAUGUGGUAAUGAUAUGUGCGGCUAUCAUAAUUUUGCAAAAAGAACACAGUGUGCAAAAUGUGAUGAGUUAAAAAUUCCUGAUUUAACUGAACUUGAUAGCACAUAUUAUAACUUGGAUCCACAAAAAAUGUGGAAGCUAAAGAGUGGUACCAUUGUGGAAAAAUUUAUAUACAAAUAUGCAAGAAAAUUGUCACAUGAAUCAUGCUUACAUUCAUUUAUCAUUAAUGAUGUUGAUAAAGAAGCAAAUUCCUUAUUUAGUAAAGAAGACUGGGAUGAAAUAUUCUCCUUCAAAGUUAAAAGGAUACCAAAGAUUGAUAAAUCAAUUAUUAAUCUUAUGAAAAAGUACUCAACAACUGAUUUAUCCAACAUUAUGCACACACUCUGGGAAAGUGACAAUGAUGACUCAUCAAAAUUAGAAGGGUGGUAUCAGUUAAACAUAUGGGGUGAAGGGAUGAGUAUGGCUUCAAGUGAUAGAAAGAACCAAGAAAAUUAUGGAACAAAUCGGAAGAAAAUUGGAAGAAAAGGGGAUGGAGUAUUUAGAUUGAAAGGAAGUAGAUUAGAAUUUGGUGCAAUUGAAACCAGAAGAGAGUGGGAGGGUGAACAUGGAAAAAAGUAUGUUAAAGACAGCUUGAAAUUGUGCAAAAUGCUUCAUGAUAUGUUAAUUCAACUUUCAAAAGAAUGCAAUAAUGAUGAAAAAAUCCUUAGAGAAUUACAAACAAUCGAGAUAUUAAACAAUAGAGCAUGUAAUCCACAAUCAGUAGAACCAGAUUUGGCCUUAAAUUUGGAAAUAGCAGACUUGAUUAAUCAGAAAAAACAAAACUAUCCACGGGAUGCCGCAAUGCAUAUAGUCAGACUUGUGAAUCAUCGAAACCCGACUGUUGCAUGGUUAGCUUUAACGCUCUUGGAUAUUUGUGUGAAGAAUUGUGGAUAUCCUUUUCAUCUACAGAUAGCAACCAAAGAAUUUCUGAAUGAACUAGUUCGUAAAUUUCCUGAAAAAUCACCUGCUAUCCCUAAUCCAAUACAAUUAAAAAUAUUGGAAUUUAUUCAAGAAUGGAAAAUCACAAUUUGUACAACUUCUCGACAUAAAGAUGACCUUGUACAUAUCAAUGAUAUGUAUCGGUUAUUAGUAUAUAAAGGCUACAUAUUUCCCGAGAUUGAUGAUCAAUCUGCAUCGGUUCUUAUUCCUAAGGAGACAUUGAAAUCACCUGAAGAAUUAGAAGAAGAAGAUAGAGUUGCUCAAGCAGCGGUAGAAGGUAGACCUUCAGAUUUAGCAGAGGCUAAUGAACUUAUGAAAAUUAUGUCAGGAUAUAAUCAAGAGGCAAAACCAGAUUAUAAAAAACAGGCUAAUGAAGAAUUGGAAAACAUACAACAAAAAGCCAUACUUUUAAAUGAUAUGUUAAAUAAUGUCAAAUCUAGUGAAGAAACUAGUAAAGGUGAUAUAUUUGAGGAAUUGAUACAAUCAUGUAAAACUUCUCAACCGAAAAUUCAAAAAAUGAUUUCCGAAGAGGAAGACUCUGAAAGCAUUGAUCGUCUUUUAACCUUGAAUGAUUUGAUUAAUACUGUUUUGACAAGAUAUGAAAAUAUUUUAAAAGGAAUAUUUGACCAACCUAAAGAACUGAACCAACAAUCUAUUUUACAACCAAAAGCGAAAGAAGAAACAAAAACUGAACCUGAACCUGAACCACAAUUAGGUCAAAUUAGAAUCACUUCAAAUCCAACUACAACAACUUCUUCUUCCUCCUCAACAAAUGAACCAGCAUUAUACAAUUCAACUUCUUCUAAUAAAGGAAACAGCGAUAAUAAUAAUUUUAAAUUAUUAUGA
Entrophospora sp. SA101 is the source of this 3408-nucleotide messenger RNA. Lineage: Eukaryota; Fungi; Glomeromycota; Glomeromycetes; Entrophosporales; Entrophosporaceae. The record is from the annotation of a GenBank genome assembly.